AUGUCGCGGACGUAUUCGACUUCAAGGUCCUCGACUUCUUCGGACGACUCUGAUAGGGAUUAUCGAGUACUGGAUCAUUACAAUACUCAGGCACCAGACGGAACAAUACCAGCAACCCUGGCUAUCUCAACCUCCCAAUAUACAUCGCAGGCCUCGGAGCCUUCGAUAGCUUCGACAGUCACUAGUCCUGAGCAACGACCCUCUCGACUUUUGGAUGUUAGCAACAUCUUGAAUCCUACGCCUCAAAGGUCAGCUCAACAUUCCAGAGCAACAAGCCUUGCACAUUUCGGAUCUCCACGGGCAUCUACGCCCACGAUCCAUCAUGGAACGCAACGGUCUUUACCGCCAUCUCCUAUAGAUUUAUCCCAUUCGGGAGAUGCGUCCCGAGGGGGUAGUAGUUUUCCUCGCCGAAUAGCACCCGGUCCACCGUCAGCACAACACAGACAUUCCACACGGCAUAGUCUAUCUGGAAUAAUUAGUGCUCAAGAGAAUCCUUUUCCUCUAGGGACUCCCCGAAGGCCUGCAGGGUAUGCAUCGGAUGCCCACUCAUCAGCUGCAGCCCCUCCCCCACCGCAUUUGCCAGCACCGCCAUCUGGCCAUCAAUCUCCCGCUUUCCCUUUCCCUAGCGUACCCACCUCCAUGCAGUAUGCCCCAAGUAGCUUUUCGACUCCUCUGUCUUCAGCAAGUGCCAGCCCAAAUACGUCUUACUCAACUUACGUGCAAUCUGCCCAAUCACCGCUCCCUCCAUCAACACCAACCUUCAACCACCCGGGAUAUUCGCUUGGCCACCCAAGCACUCCUAUCAACAACCCAUACCCCUUAUCACUAUCAACGCACGGACCCCAUGGCGGGUAUCCAAUGAUGUCCUUGAACACGGCUCAUGGGGCCAUCCAAAUACCUAUAGACACAACGGCGGCGUCAAAAAGCGCCGAUGAGAAGCGUAAACGAAAUGCUGGCGCUUCCGCAAGAUUUCGUCAACGUAGAAAGGAACGUGAACGUGAAAUGUCGACCAGAAUCAGCGAUUUGGAGCAGCGCGUCAAGAAAGUAGAGGAGGAACGAGACUACUAUCGAGACCUGGCGUUGAGGUUGCAACGGGGUGGUGGACGACCACAACAGGGGCAACCACAAUCCUUGUCACCAUCGCGGAUUGGAAUGGCAAUGGGACCCGGUGACAGCGGAUUUGGCGGGUUCAGACCGAGCGAAAUUUCGCGUCCAAGUUCCAGCAUGCGGGAUUUUGGGUCACCAAUGACUGGUAUUGAAGUGAGCGGUGACCAUGGGCAAGGUAGCAGGAGUGGUCAUCCAGGACAUCCGGGAACACCGAGGAUGAGACAACCAAUGGACAGCGGCGCUGGCAGUGCAUUGAAACGAGAGACUGAAAUGUAUGACCGGGAACAUCGCGGGGCUGGGGGUAGUGAUCAGCGACAUCACUAG
This is a messenger RNA of Morchella sextelata, 1431 nucleotides long. RefSeq lists its product as uncharacterized. The record is from RefSeq and is a predicted model, not a curated record. Gene Ontology annotation, biological process: regulation of DNA-templated transcription. The coding region runs from base 1 to 1431 and encodes 476 amino acids. Lineage: Eukaryota; Fungi; Ascomycota; Pezizomycetes; Pezizales; Morchellaceae. Gene Ontology annotation, molecular function: DNA-binding transcription factor activity. The transcript has a single exon.